AAAAAAGCAUCGUACAGAGAAUAUUGUCAGAAAAGCCGCGCUAUCUGUUCUCCUUCCAUUUGGUCACUGAUCUCUUCCAAUUUACAUCUUUACCCUCGUCCGUGUCAUAUAUAUUUACGGAUCUUGUCUGAAAAUAUGGGCUUCUCCUUAAUUGGGCUUUUCUUUAUUAAGUUUGUUUAUGUAUGUGACACGACGUCGUUGUUCGACUUUGAUUGCAUUGGUAUAUGGUUUCUUAAAUUUACUUUGGUUCGGUCGAGUGGAGUUGGAUUAAACCGAACUGGAGAGCAUGUAUGUGGUCAUGGAUCAUCUUCUAUGUGAUCGAUCAUUUGGCUUUUGGCAUGUCGCCGUCUCGUCUCUCUCAGGGACUAACCACUACUACUUCCUCUUGAUAGUAAUGAACCGAAGUAAAGAGAACAUUGCUCCGACAUUGAAAGAUGAUAGUCCAUUUGGAAAGCUUACAGAAGAUCUCUUGAUUGAGAUAUUUAUAAGAGUUCCAAUAACAAAUUGGGAAUAAAUAUCUUAUGUUAGAAAACAGUGGGCAAAUUUAUUCCGCGGAGAAUGCUUAUGGCUGGCUGCUCUUAAUCGGGCGUAUCCUCUUGCUAGCAAAACUAAGAGCUGGAUUGGACCAAUCCGUCAAGGAUUAAGCAAACGGAGAUAUGUGGCUUUAUACAUCAGCAGGAACAUAUUAGCUGUGGAUACAGACAUAGAUGAGAUGCUUGGACAUAUUUACUUGUUUUUGAAAGAUCAGCUUCAACUUUCCACUAUGCCUGCUUCAGGCGUUUUGCAUGGAACCCUGAUCGACCAACUGAGUGUUUGUGGCAAAUCGAAAGAAGAAGCUGAUGAGCUUGCUACAAAGAUCUGGCUGGCUCUAGAGGACACUAAACAUACUUUCAUCGUGUGAUUGCUGAAAUCAAUCGCACAAGAAUAUGAUGGCUUUCUUCCAUAUCCAUAUUCAAGACCGAUCAAAAUCCAGUGGAAGGUGUUUGAGAAACUGUUUGUGGAUUUCCGCGACUUGCUUGAUCAUUCAGAGUAUUGCGACCUAAUAGGAAUUGCCAAGAAGAAGUUUCAAACAAUACCUUAUUUCUGUUAUCCUUUAUUCUUCUUCUUCUUGGAAAUGGGUCUCAUGAAAGUAAUGACGAUUCUGGUUCUCUUCGUCUCGGUGUCAUCGACCUUGGCGCAAUCCAACAAUGGCGGUCACAUUUCGAUACUCGUCUCGGAAAUGGGUCUUGACUUUGCGAAAGAUUACCUUAUCAAGAAAGUGAUCACUGUGACGCUUCCGCUUCAGCUACCAGACAUUGAGAAUAAGGUUAAGAUCCCUUUAAUCGGGAAAGUUCGAAUGGGUCUAUCGAAUAUUCAGAUUGAUGCAGUUCAUGUCCAGUCUUCGAAGAUCGAGACGAGAAAAGAUGGAAUUGUUUUGAGUGUUUUAGGUGCUACAGCAAAUUUUAGCAUGGACUGGUCUUAUACUUAUAGAGCUUCCUUCUUUGAGAUUUCUGAUCAUGGAGAUGCUUCUGUCGAGGUAAAAGGAAUGGAUGUGAGAAUCACUGCCACUUUGGUUAAUGAUAAUGGAAGUCUAAAGAUUGUCUCACGGGAAAAUGAUUGUACAGUGGAGAACAUUGAUAUUCAUAUCAAUGGUGGUGCUUCUUGGCUAUAUCAAGGGGUGGUUGAUGCAUUUCAAAAGAUGAUUAUAUCUACUGUUGAAAAGACUGUCUCUACUAAAAUUGUAGAAAAUAUGAAGAAGCUCGAUUCUUUCUUGCAAUCACUUCCAAAACAGAGAAAUAUUGAUGACUCUGCUGCAGUGAAUCUUACUUUUACAGGCAACCCUGUCUUAGGGAAUUCGUCGGUUGAAGUUGACAUUAAUGGUUUAUUCUUGCCAAAGGGUAAUGAUGUUAAAGUUUCAGGAUCUCGUUCUUCUUCCGUCUUUGGUGGGGUAAAGAGAAUGGUGACAAUUUCAGUAGAAGAAGAAGUUUUCAACUCUGCAACACUUGUCUACUUCAAUGCUCAGGUGAUGCAUUUAGUUAUCGGGGAAACAAAGAACGGAUCGAUUCUAAGCACAUCUGAUUGGAAACUCAUCCUUCCAGAGCUGUACAAACAUUAUCCAGAUAAUAAAAUGGUGCUUAACAUGUCAGUAACAUCUCCUCCUGCUGUUAAAAUCACAGAGAAUGGAAUUGAUGCGACGAUUCAGCUAGAGAUAGCAAUCGAUGUUCAAGACUCCGGAGAAGUCCUAUCCGUAGCACGCAUAUCAUCAGUUUUGAAUGUUGCAUGUUCUGAAGAAAUAACAAAGAACAAUCUAACCGGAAGCCUCAGAUUAAAUGAUUUCAAUGCAACAAUGAAGAUGAGUAAAAUUGGAGAGUUUCAAUCAAACUAUGUUCAGGCUGCUACGUCUAGGAUUCUUGAAGCCUUGUUCUUGCCGUACGUAAACACACGCCUCAGGAGAGGAUUCCCUUUGCCGAUUCCCGGCGAUUUCACGAUAAAUAACAUAAAGAUUGUUUAUGUUAGAAGUGGCAUUUUGGUAUGUACCGAUAUCGGCACUAGCACAAACCAUUAAGCUAUUAUAUAACUUCUUGCAUUGCAUGUACGUAAGCCGGAAGAAAAAUAAUGACAACCAUAUUAAUUUUGCAUGAAAAAA
Messenger RNA from Arabidopsis lyrata subsp. lyrata, 2626 nucleotides. Its product is annotated as putative BPI/LBP family protein At3g20270. The record is from RefSeq and is a predicted model, not a curated record. Gene Ontology annotation, molecular function: protein binding; lipid binding. Lineage: Eukaryota; Viridiplantae; Streptophyta; Magnoliopsida; Brassicales; Brassicaceae.